GUUUCAGAUUUCUGUCAGUCCGAGAUAAAGUUUGGGGUGCAUUGGCCUCGAACAAAGACCGGCGAGGAAGUGACAGUAGAAUGCUCAUUAGUUGAUUCAAAUUUAACAGGUAUAAUAGCUACAUGUAUUAAUAGACCUUUGUCACUUUACCGCUGGCGCUAUACAUGGUUUUUUACUUCUCUCUUGCAUUGUCACCACCCAUUCUGUAGGAUGUAUUCAAAACCAUAUUACUUCUUUACGCUGUACCAUUCUAUAAAUUUUAAUGCAGUUAUUCAUAUAAUCAUUGUCUGAUCUGUUUUGUCCAACGCGGCUGACAGUCAAGCUUAAUGUGUAUUAUUUUUUCGGUUAUUAUAUAGAGCAAAGAGAUCAAACUUUGCCGUGUGGUUUCUUCACUUAUAGAUUAACCUAAAAUGCGGUAAGAACAAAUAAGUGGGUAUCGAGCGAGCGAGGUGGUCCUCUUCACUGAUCUGUAACUGAACAGAAAAAAAUAAAAUGACAAAAAAUAGGAUAUACUUGUUGCAUGUAUGUAUACUGAAAACAUAACCUCACACAGGCCACACAGAGUAUCCACAUUACAGCUUGGUGACGGUAACGGUACAGUCGCUAAUCAAUUACCACUCAACUUAAUUUAUAGGCGCAUUUAGUAGUGAGUGCGGAACUAAUAGGCAACCUGGGACAACUUGGUUUCACAAGAUCACGUGUGGUUGUGAACGAAAAGCCUUAGUGGAUUAUUUCAGACAAAAGGUAGGACAUUACUACAGUUGUUUUAGAUAAGAGAAUAGGUGUAUUCAAUUACAUUUAUCAGGACUGAGAAAUAUCAGUUCCUCACAAAUCAAAAACACCUGACGUUAAUUAAUUACACCAUCCUGCUAAUACACUGUAUAAGACUCUUCCAUGGGGACGUCUGGUUCUGACCCUUCUCGAAUUUGCAAGAGAGGGCAUUUAAGGCUUGGUUUGUCAUUUUUGGCAUACUUGAUGACCGGGUUCUCCACCAAUCGUAUAGAGCCUUUUUGGGAAAUUUGUAAAUAAAGGACAAUUGGUUUGUGAUUUUCGGUGUACUUGAUUAUCGGGUUCUCUACCAGUCGUAUAAGGUCCAUUUUGGGAAAUAAAAAUAAUGGACAAUUGUCACGCUGAAUUUUGGGUGUUAUAAACCUAGAGCUGUCAUCAGUAAUGUUUCGGCAGCUCAGUGCCUUAACUUAACGAAGCCAGGCAACCAGAUAACAUUCUAGCGAUAUUUUCUUGCUUCCCAUUUCGUACCUUAAAGGCAUUUUUUAUUCAGGACCAUAACCGGCAGACGGCAUUGACACGGCAAUUUAUCCGCGAUCGCAAUGGGAAAGCGAGAACAGCUACUCCAGGAAACUUGCCUUCAGUAAAUGUACAAGCUUUGUAGGACUAUCUUGAGAGUUUUCUCCGAAAAACUUUCUCAGAAAAAGAAACAUCGUUUUUGUGGAUAUUAGUUUUCCAUUCAGGAAUGUUUUUUUUUUUGCCUCUUGCUGGCUAUGGUAUUUCAGUGCAUCGAUGUAUGAUACACGACCGUAGCUUUACGUUAACAGAACAGUAUUCUUAUUCAAAACUAACAAUAUAAUUCUUUGCUCCAUACCUAUCAAUUAUAGAACUGUAUGCGCUUAUUGCAAACGAAAUAAUAGUAGUGGAAUUCAUCAAGUUUUGCAAUUAUUCCACAGAAACAAGAAAAAACUUUCUCUUUAUUCAACUUCCAAGCUCACAAGACAACGUUGGCUAAUCGUGACAGGAGUACUGAGCAAUGUGGGGUGACCUCUAAUCAACCUGUCAUAAUUAUUUCUUGCACUUUAAGAUUUUAACUUUCUGCUUAAUGGCCGUAUGGCUAGUUGAUUGGCUGAGUCAUUUUAGAGAACGGGGACGUUUACUAUGGGCGCGUUUAAUUCACCGUGUCCCGGAAUAAGAGUAACGGUCAAUAACAUCAUUUGGUUACAAAUCUCGUUCAACAUGAUAUAAUUAACCGAUGGGAUGUUAAAUUCACCUUAACACUGUAAUUCCACCAGAUUUGGAGAUGUAGCGAUACAAUGAAAGCCUGAAUAAAGGAUUGCUAGGGCUUAUUCUUAUUUUUCUUGCGGAAAACUGUUAAACAAACACGCCCGACAUUGGCUUUUUUUCAAAAGCCAAGAAUAAUUAUGUUCUUUUGGUGCAAUCUUUUUUUCUGUUACAGAUUCAGAGAAUUAAUACCACAAAUAUAGUGAAUAUAUCUACGGAAUUUGUGAAUUCAUAUGACAGAUUCAAGAACAAAGACGUUUUACUUGAGAUGAUAAAUGAUCUGUUUUCUACUGUAAGACGAGUUAUUUCUCCAAUUACAAGACGUAAUUCGGAUAAGGCCGCACAACUUGGCGAGGUAAGAAGUAAGAGAAAACUUUAAGGGGCUGGAGCAUAAGGUAAUUAUCUAUACUUAUAGAGUCAGAGACAGAAGGCAGCAACAAACAUUGAGGGAAAAUUAUUUGGAGAAUUAUUACAGCCAAAAACAGCAAUAACAAGAAAACAACUUACAACAAAAGCCGCUGUGGUGAAACUGUUGACUAAAUUUGAUUUUUUUCUGAAGCAAUUUAUACAUAACUAAAGCAAAGAAAGAUUGUUGACUUUAUUGAAGUAGAAACAUUUGCUUUAAGAUCCCUUACUAUUCAUUAUUUUUUUGUUUUAUUCAAAAUUAGUAUGGGUAAUCAAAUGGUGACGAGUGAAGUUAGGGAAUAAUUUCACGAGUAUACCAUUUGAUUACCUAUUAAUAUCAUGGGUGACGAAUUACGUUAGUAAUGUUGGAUUUUUGACUUGUUUAUCCUGGAUCGCAUCGAUCGAGAACUUCCCUCUCUCGAACGUUUAGAGCUUAAAUUUGGCUUGAGUUCAGACUUUUUCAACAAAAUACCUGUUAGAAUCCUUCUUGAUGUGCUCUUUCGUGUGUUCAGGUUUUUUAAGGCGUCUUUUUAUGCCCUGGCAUCUUCCUUCAUGACAUUUUGAAACUUCGUCGCCAUCUUGACACUGAGGCGUAUGGAAGGCUGCCAUGGCAAUUUUGUAAUUUCACAUGUGAAAUUACAAAUUAUCGUUGAAAUUUCGCGCCAAAAUUAAGGAGUAAUUCGUCACCUAUGAUAUUAUUAUUAUUAUAAUAAUAAGCUAUCCUUGUCCAAAAAUCUACAGUUUUCCUUUUGGAAAAACAAACGGAAAAAGAAUACUAGGAUCAAUUAACCUACUCGAUAUGAUAAAUCUAGGAAAACCCGAUGAUCCUGUAAUAAGUUAAUAAAUGAUAUUCCGAUGGCAAAUGAUCUCUCACAAUCACACGAUCCAAAGUUAAACGAGAAGUUGGGAUUUGGUCAUAUCCUAUAAGAUGGUCACCAUCCAUGUGGCACUUAUAUCAGCCAACCGUCCCUUAAUUUUUGAAAAACAUGUCUUAAAAAAUAGGAUGGACCAAAAUUGGAGGAGAACAUGUAAGUGGCAUCCUUCUCCCUGCCACAAUAUUUUAUUUGGAUUUUCUUUCUUUUCUCAGAAUGUGUAAAUUUCACUUGAAUUCUAGUCAACGUAUGUCCAAAUUGUGAGCAACUACCCUUUUCUUUUAUAUGAAAGGUUCCCACGACAUGAAGACAUAGAUUUUAAGCAGAUCGUAGACGAAAGCCCACAUGAAUUUUAGUAUUUGAGGUGCAGCUUUUUCUCAAUCAAAAUGGUGCAACUAGAAAAUAUUCAUGCCUCGCUCUUUCUAAACUUUCAGUUAUGGCUAAAUACAACCGCAAAGAUAAAGCGCAUUAGUCAAGUAUAAAUACUAAAAUUUAAGAAGUUUCUUUCAAUUUUUUAACUCAGUCUGAAUUCUUUAUGGCUCUUAUUUACUCGGCAGCAAAUCAGAAAACUCUUGCUUAACGAUAGUGCCUUUUACGUAAGUCAUUAUGACGGGAACGUGUAUUGUCAGCAGCGUAAUUUGGUAAGCGCUCUUUGUUUUCAAUAUGUUAUUUACCUUUAUGUGUAAACUUAAUAAAAUAUCGAAAUUUUACGCUUUUUUCACUUUUUAAGCUCUUCAGCGAUGUCUUAAUCAAAAGACUUUCUCUUGUUUUCCGCUAAAAAUUAAACUGGUCGAAACGUUAGUCACAGUGAACUACAUUCAGGACGAUCAAUCAUAUCUUACCUACUUAUGAAAUGCCUUCUGAAUCUAGCCAAUAACUAUGAAACUGCUAUAAUUAUCGCUUGUUCAUUUCUUCAGGCUCAAACAAGGUAUAACCUUAUUAGCAGAGUUUUGGAAUUUCUCCGUACAGCUCCAACCGACACUCAAGCUUACGCCAUGGGUUUAACAAAUGUGCCAAGCAACAUGAUAAACAAUCCUGGGUAAGUUUUACAAACAAUAAGCUGACGAGAGAUAUAGUGCAAUUUCGUGAAGAAAAUAGGUGGCUAGUAGCGGAGCUCCACGCGCACUCGAUCCGAGCCCAACAGCUAAGAAAAUUUGGUUAUCUAUCCAUUCGAGAAAUUUUGGUAGUCACGUGACCGUACGUCCGUCCGACCGACCAGGUAACCAAUGCGAAAUGUCACCUUUUCUGGCUAGUGUGUUCAGUUGAAAGCUGUUAAAACAGGAUAUCCACUGACCAAUAUCACAUGACCGUAUCGCUGGCUCAGUUGUCGACCCAUCGAGUUUUUUUGAAGUUAUCUUCAAGAUCUUUAGAAUAACUUGUCAGAAAUCGUCAACUGAUGGUUAUCACACCGUAAUGGAGUAGUCAGAGAAUUGAUACCGCCUCUUAAUGUCCCUUUUGGAGCCACGACAUGACAAUUACAAAUUGGUCAACUGAAAACUCUAUUGUUCUAGUAACAUUUUCUGGGUGAGUAGAGAGGAAAAUAACUGUAAACAACAACUACAACAUCAACAACAACAACAACAACAACAACAACAACAAAAAGUAGACCAAAAAAGUAAAAAAGUACCCCUGUCAUUUUCGUAUUGGUAGUCGCCCUCAUUUACUUGCAAGAUUGACCCUGGGACAAAAAACUUGUUAAUGGCCGUUUUCUCACUAGAGACGCAUAAUCCGCCUUCAAAAUCCCACCCUGAAAAUCGUCAAAGUUGUCGGGAAAACAGGUGGAUAAAGUCGUGCUGAUUGUCCAUCCAAAGUUAAGACUAUGGUAGUCUUUAAACUAGAGCCUAAAUAAGCUAAGAAAUAAUUCAAGAUAAGUAAAUUUUAAAUUCUUCAAGUAAAAAAGAGCUUCACACACAACCUAUCUUUCUUAUUUCAGGUUUACUUAAGCGUAUUUUACUACGCAACAUAUAUAAUUAAGAUUGACUGACGUCCUGCUUCGCCCUUCUCAAAGCUCAGAAACCGCAAGUUCGCUAAGUCGGUUUUAAGGAUGGUUUUCAAGUCACUUGAAACUUUCUUGAAUCGUUUCAACUUUCCGACUUUAAUGAGAUGCAAACUAAAGUUACUUGAGCUCGAGAUCAUUUUUACUUAGGCCUUCACACACGCAUUUUUGGUUAAAUAAAACUUAGCAGCUCUUAAGUCUUACUUAACAGCCUAGUGUAAAGACAACCAGUUUCAUUUUCAAAUUAAGACGCAUUUUCUGUCUGACGCGAAUUAUUUAACGCAUAACCUGUCUCAGACGGAUAAUCCGUCUCUAGUGUGAAUACGGUCAAUAAUACACAGAGAAUCUUAAGUCAAAGAGCCAUUAUACGCUCAUUAAUCAUUUAGCAUGCACAUUGGUUAGAUUCAAAAGUCUUUGUGAUGCGGUAAUCUUAUUAUAAAAUUUUAGCUAAUGAUAUUCUCUUUUAUAUUAAUAGAAGUUUUUUUGUUAUAUUUUCGAAUACAGGGUACUAGAAGUAAAACUAGAUCCGCAACCGGGUAAUUAUAAAAAAAAUUUUGAAGACGAUAUCCACAAUGCUGUUAUUGAAAGAAGAGAGCUCAUCAUGAUUAUGCAGCUAAAUAGUGCGCCAUUGGUUACUCAUGAGGCUGUUAAAGAUCCCUCUGCAAGGCCUUUAAACCCGAAGCCAACUGCCUUUAAGGUUUUGACUGAAGUCCCUCAAAAGUACAACACUACAAGUAAGGAGGUAAUAAUAACUGAAAAGGCUUUAAAGUUAGGAAUGCCUCAUUACUGCAUGCAUCAUUUCUAUAUAAUAACAUUGCAUUCAACUGGGUACUAGGCCAUUUGCAUGAUGUAAGCGUAAUCUUUGAUACUACUAGUGUCAGAAUCCACUUUGUUUAUUCCUUUCACAUUUAAAUAUGGUAAUCAAAGCUAGAUAAUUAAACAACUUAAGCUCUAAUUUUUAAAAGAAAACAAACUCUUGAAGGAUUCUGGUAGUAGUAGCAGGAAAAUGACAUCAUCGAGCAAAAGGCAAACACAAAUUUUCUCAGGCAACGCCUGCUGUAUGCGUAUUUUGUCUUUAGUUCUUUUUGCCUCUUAGGUUCUUUAAACUAGACAUCACCCACGGUAAGUGUUAA
Messenger RNA from Porites lobata, 6416 nucleotides. Lineage: Eukaryota; Metazoa; Cnidaria; Anthozoa; Scleractinia; Poritidae. The record is from the annotation of a GenBank genome assembly.